This is a messenger RNA of Octopus sinensis (East Asian common octopus), 1234 nucleotides long. RefSeq names its product zinc finger MYND domain-containing protein 12-like. The record is from RefSeq and is a predicted model, not a curated record. NCBI's taxonomy places the organism in Eukaryota, Metazoa, Mollusca, Cephalopoda, Octopoda, Octopodidae. The transcript is spliced from 9 exons. Bases 39 to 1172 code for a protein of 377 amino acids. Gene Ontology annotation, molecular function: protein binding.
AUUGGCUUGACGGUUCAGAGAAGGUGGUCAGGGAUAAGAUGGCGGAGAAUAAGGCAGAAAAGACGUCUUCCACAAGAGGCAGCACUGUGAAACUCUACCCCUUGGCUAAUCCCAAAGGCACCUACAUCUACUGUGAUGUGUGUGGCUUACCUGCCUGGAUGAGAUGCAAGGGCUGUAAAAUAGCUGCUUAUUGUAAUCGAGAACAUCAACAAUUGGACUGGGUCGGAAUUCACAGGUAUCUCUGCAAGAGCCUCAUCUACCUCUAUAAUCCGCCAACAAGAAGCAUCAGGAAGCUGCAACAACAAGCACUUGAACGGAGCAUCUUCAACACUAAACUCGAUCUGAUAAACAUGUGUCUCUUGCAUGGACACCGACAUCUGUUUGAAGGCAAUUACAAGCUUAUUAUUCCACCGGCCCUUCAAUGUCUACGUCUCUACAAAAUGUUAUACAAGGCCGAAGGCGUAGAGUGGCUCCCGGCUUAUUUACUUCUCGCCGAAUGUUUGCUCGGCUUGGGUAAGACAAACGAGGCGGCAAACUAUUUGUCUCUGAUUAAUUGGUUUGAAACAAAGAACAAGGUGACUGGCAUCAAAUGUAACCACAUGGUGAAGAGGACGAUGGCCAAGCUGUCUAUGGUCAGAGAAAACUACCUACAAGCCCUGGAUGAACUAGCUGAAGAUAUAUAUUUGGCAUCAGAGAAAUAUGGAACUCUCGAUAUUCAGACUUCUGGAGGAUAUUUCAACAUGGCCAACGUCUAUUUCUUCUUGGGACGAGAAGAAGUGACAAAUUCUUUAUACAAAAAGGUCAUUGAUAUUUGGUGUAACCAUUUGCAAAGUUUGGUCAACCAGAAGAUGAAGACCAGCACUCCGGACAUAGCGUUGCCAAUAAAAGAAGAAGAAUAUGAAGCAUUAAAUGAAGCUGACUCAGCAGAGGCCACAAUGUACUUUGAAAGCAUUGGAGGUUGGUGGGAGAGCACAGGCGAGGGCCAGUCCUAUUACAGUGGGAAACUGGCCUAUUGCAAAUCGAUGCAUCUGUUUGUCCUCUCAAAGUUGAGGGAAGCCUAUGCCAGUGCUAAGAAAACAGCGAUGUUCCUGAAAUCUAUCCCAGACUGUGAAGCUCUGCUGGUUCGAGCCGAAGAUUUGGUAGAAUCCUGCGAAAAAAAGGUUUAUUUCUAACCUGGUAAUGUCUAACGAAAUACGAAAAUAAUAAAUAUAUUUCCAAACACAAACAUCCAGAC